This is a messenger RNA of Neocloeon triangulifer, 2166 nucleotides long. RefSeq lists its product as uncharacterized. NCBI's taxonomy places the organism in Eukaryota, Metazoa, Arthropoda, Insecta, Ephemeroptera, Baetidae. The transcript is spliced from 6 exons. Gene Ontology annotation, molecular function: DNA binding. Gene Ontology annotation, cellular component: nucleus. The record is from RefSeq and is a predicted model, not a curated record. Bases 231 to 2117 code for a protein of 628 amino acids.
UUUUUGCGAUGCAGCAGUGAAAAGCGACCCGAAACUCGGAACUGAUCGUACCAAACCAAAACCUAACUUGGGCCAAAGAUCAGACCUUGUCGGACUUCCACCGAAAGGCAAGGACAACUCUUUUUGCGAAAUGCAGAAGAGCUAGGAAAAUAGGCAAUUAGGCAAACACUGACGAAUAGUGCUAAAAUUGGAUCCGCGCCGUCUUAUCGCAAUCAGCAGCGCUUUAAAAAAUGGCAGAAUCUGAAAAUGGAAUAACAGUCAGGAUUUCUCCCUCAAAAGACCUCCCUUUGGAAGCCAACCAAAAGCCUAUAAAUGCAGAGCCUCAACUUGGGAAACCAAUAAAAAUUUACACCAUAAAAUUAAAAAAAGCUGACACACCCAGCCAACCUGUUGUCGCUGCACAAAUUGAACCUGCGGCCACAUCUGGGAUCAACAAGGAAGACAUCCAGAAACUUGUUGCGGACUCGAUAGGCGCCCAACUAGGGAAGUUGGUCGAGACAAUUGCGAGCUCUGUGGAGGCCAAGUUAUCUCCGAGCCUUAAAAAGCGAGUUUUGCAGAAGAGGCGAAACAAUGAUGGGACCCAAAAGCAUACUCUUGCAAAGCAAAUUAAAAUUGAUAAGCCCUUGCCAUCAUCAAAUGCAAAAAAUUCAGCUCCUGGUACUUCUGGUUCCGGCAGAAGCAAAACUCGAGAGUAUUCAGGCGAAGAUGUGAACAGCGCCAUCGAAGCUGUCCUCAAUGAGGACUGGACGGUGAGGAAAGCCUCAAAGACAUUCAAUGUCCCGAGAUCAACUUUAGCAAACAAGAUGAGGAUGGUGACAGAACUUGGUGCUGUGCCAGAUAUUGCAGAGCUGACCAAAUCACCAGGGCCAAGACCAAUCUACGGAGUGGAUACAGAAGAGGAGCUCAAGAAAUUUGUCUUGCAAAUGUUAGAGCGAAGCUUCCCUUGCAACCACGAACUUUUGUGUGACUCCAUCAUGGACAUUGCCGUCGAAAAAGGGUCUGUGGAAAAUAUUGACGCUUUAAAGAAGCCUAGCUCAUCGUGGUGCCACCGUUUUUUGGAUCGACAUCCCGAGCUGAAAGGGAUUCUGUCUGCUUACCAUCCCAGAGCUAAUAAAAAAGAGGGUGAUGAGGAAUGGAGGAGCAACCUGUGGACACGGCUGGUGAAACUGGGCUGUGAAGAUUUGCUCUCGCAACUGAACCGCGUCUUUACUCUCGAUGAAAUCGCUGUGCCUUUUGUCGACUCAAAAAUCUGCAGAAGAAAUGAGAGUCGCUGGUUUUACUGCUCCAACAAGGAUGCUGUCCGUCAAGCUUGCAUCUGCUUCAGUGCUGCUGGAACGUUGACACCUCCGUUUCUGACUUUUCCAGAAACCAAAAAGGCCUUCACAGUGGUCCAAGGAGUGUGGGCCACAAUUGCACCCCAGGGUUGGAUCAAAUCCGACACUCGCUACAUCAACAUUGUUGAGUUGAAAAAGCAUUUCAUUGCAAAGAAUCUGCUGAACCCCAAUGAUAAUAAUAAGAAGAUCCUCUUGCUGGUUGAUGGACACGCCUCUCCUAUCUCAUACAAAAUCUUCCAUUUCUGCGAAGACGCUGGAAUCAUCCUCUGGAGUCUUCCCCCAAAGUCAAAGAUUACAAAGCACCCAGCCGACGCCGCCGUAGAAACUAUCCAAGCAGCUUGGACCACCAUUCUGAAGAGGCAGCAGAACCCCAGCCCCAGUUUGAUGACAGCUCUGCACUUUUCGAGCAUGUUCAAAGAUGCCCUUGGAACCCUGGAACGAUCUCCUGCAAUUUUGAAAAAAAGUUUCAAGGAGUGUGGAAUUGCUCCAUUCAAUAUGGUCAGUAUUUCAGCAGACUUCCCCGACAUAGUGCAGAGUGCUGUUGAAGAAGACACCGUGAUAGAACCCGAUGUGGUGCCAGUGCCUUUGGAGAGCAAUUGUCAGUACGUCGAUGAGAAAGCCCUGGUUGGAGGGUUCAACUUUUUCUGCUCUUUUCUGCCUCCAAAGAAACUCAAGCAGUUUCAAUCUGGCAAAGGAAAUGGCAAACUUCAUGAAAUUUGGAAAGACUGGUCCAGAAUGGUUGACGAGUACACCUCUGGCAAAGGAGACAACUUGAAAAGCUAAUUGAUUUAAUUUUAAAAUGGAAAAGUCAAUAAAUCAUGGCUUUAAAACA